AUGGCUACGGUUGCACAAGAACGUAUAAUCCCUUCGACAAAUACAUUGGUGAAAUACGACAACCCCGUGUUGGUCACAAAGCAUCCGGAAAAAACUCCUAAAGAAAAAUCAGGGAAGAAAUCGUCAUGUAAAGGUCAAUCUUCGCCGGUGACUGCUGAUAUAAGACGCGAAACCGCUGAAAUACUGAAUGGAAUUUUGCCUCCGAAAGAAUGGGAGGAAGAUGGACAAAUUUGGACCCAGUUUGUUUCCAGUACUCCUGCAACUAGACUGGAUGUUAUAAAUUUGCAAGAACAAUUGGACAUGAGACUGCAGCAGAGACAAGCCCGAGAAACUGGAAUUUGUCCGGUUCGCCGUGAACUUUAUUCUCAAUGUUUCGAUGAAAUAAUUAGGCAAGUGACAGUAAAUUGCGCAGAGCGUGGAUUAUUAUUACUACGAGUUCGCGAUGAAGUAAAAAUGACGAUGGCUGCUUAUCAAACACUUUAUCAAAGUAGUAUUGCCUUUGGAAUGCGCAAAGCAUUGCAGGCCGAAGAAGGUAAGGAAGAUUUAAUAGCUACAGCGGAAGAAUUACGACUUGAAAAAACCGAGUUGGAAAAAACAGUAGCUGAAUUGCGGCAAAAAUUUGACCAAGCUGAAAGACGUUCCGCAGAGUUGCGCGAAGCUGAAGAAAAAAAGCACAAUGAAGAGAUACAAUUUUUGAAAAAAACUAAUCAGCAACUAAAGACUCAACUGGAGGGAAUAAUUGCUCCGAAAAAAUAG
Molecule: messenger RNA, 756 nt
Organism: Cotesia congregata
Lineage: Eukaryota; Metazoa; Arthropoda; Insecta; Hymenoptera; Braconidae
Source: the annotation of a GenBank genome assembly